This is a messenger RNA of Actinia tenebrosa (Australian red waratah sea anemone), 1468 nucleotides long. RefSeq names its product retrovirus-related Pol polyprotein from transposon 297. The record is from RefSeq and is a predicted model, not a curated record. NCBI's taxonomy places the organism in Eukaryota, Metazoa, Cnidaria, Anthozoa, Actiniaria, Actiniidae.
GCAAUAAUUUAUCAGCCCUGACACACAAGGAUUUUGUUGCUGAGGCGAUUUCUGAGUUGUUACAAAAUGAGUGUAUUUUUGAGCACGAGUCUCCACCAUUUUGUGUUAAUCCAUUGACCGUUGCUGAAGGUAAAAAGCUUCGUUUAGUAAUAGACCUCAGGCAUGUCAAUCAAUUUUUGGUUAAGCCCAAAUUUAAAUAUGAGGAUUUGCGCUCUCUUUCUCAUGUCGUUGGAGAAGGCUACUGGUUUUUCACUUGGGAUUKAAAAUCCGGAUACCAUCAUGUAGAAAUCUGCGAAGAUCAUCAGCAGUAUCUAGGAUUUUCAUGGGUGUUUGAAGGCGGUGUGCGCCGAUAUUUUACAUUUUCGGUUUUGCCAUUUGGCUUAAGUAGCGCUUGUUUCUGUUUUACAAAGUUAUUGCGCCCUUUGGUUAAGAGGUGGCGCUCCUUGGGCCAUCUUAGUUUUCUGUACUUAGAUGACGGUUUUGGCGGUCAACCUAAUAAAGUCUCGGCUACUGCGACUAGUAUUAUCCAGCGCAAGGAGCUCAGUGCAUCUGGUUUGUUGUGUAACGAAGAGAAGUCUCACUGGUCUCCCAUGCAAGUCGGGGAAUGGCUAGGAUUUGUGAUCAAUACAAUAGCGAUGAAAUUUUUUCUGCCUGAAAAGAAAGUAUCCAAGUUGAAAGGUUUGCUCGAUUCAGCUAUCUCGGACGGAWAUUGCACCUACAGGUUUCUGGCUAAGAUUGCAGGCUCAGUUAUAUCUAGUGCUUUGGCUGUUGGUCCAGUUGCGCGACUCUUAACCCGUCAGAUGUAUUUAACUAUCGAAGCGAGAUCUUCGUGGGACUCUAUCGUUUAUUUCACCCCAGCUCUACUCGAGGAGCUUAAGUUCUGGUACACUAAUAUAGACUGUUUUAAUGGUUACCGUAUUUCAUCCCCUCCCGCAUCGUGUACUGUUCUUUUUAGCGAUGCUAGUGAAUUGGCGUUUGGGGGUUAUGCCGCGACCCUUGACGGUGCAUCAGUUAGUGGUAUGUGGACCGACGAAGAAAUCGGCCGUAGCUCCACGUACCGUGAACUCAAGGCCAUUUAUUAUAUUUGUUUUUCCUACGUAGAACAGCUSAAACAUAAGAAGGUUAAAAUUUUUACAGACAAUCAAGCCGCAGCAAGAAUUGUUUCUAUUGGCAGCUCUAAACUCGAGUUACAGCAGAUCGCCUUGUCUAUCUUUAGUUUGUGUUUUGAGAGCGAUAUUUGUUUGGAAGCCGAGUGGAUUCCUCGCGAACGUAAUCAGCAAGCAGAUAUGUUAAGUCGCUUCAUCGAUAGAGAUGACUGGUCUGUCAAUCAUUCCGUCUUCAGAACUCUAGAUGCUAUGUGGGGUCCUCAUUCCUGCGACAGAUUCGCAUCCUAUUACAAUGCUCAGAUAUCUGCCUAUAAUUCCAGAUUUGCAUCCCCCGGUAGUUUGGGCGUAGAUGCUUUCGCGCA